AUGUCCAACUCUAAUGAAAUAGAGGAAAAUUUUGAGACACUCAAGGAUCUGUCCGCCACCAUGAGCAAAGCGAUUGAAGAACUCGAACAGCAGCAGUCCAAAUUGGAAAAGGACAAUAAGAGGCUCAACGAAACCAACGAUAUGUUGCUUGAAAUUACCAAGAAACAGCGAUUGAUGGUAGGCUCGUCGAAAGAAUCAAGAGAAGAUAUUACAAACAGAUACCGUAAAUCAAUUUACAAGAAACUUGCCGAUCUUGAAAAACAACUAAAGGAAAAUCAAACAGCAUUCAUGGACGACUUCGUUUUUGAUGAAAAUGAUCCUAAAUUAAUGUUAAAAUUGAAAGUCCGAAUUUACUCAUUAGUAGAGGAAAACAAAUCUUUGAGAGACCAGCUUCAAGAUUUUCAAAAUAUGUAUGAUCGGCUUAUGGCUGAAAUCCGAGCAAUGAACUCGAAGAAUGCUAAAACCCAAACUGCUAAUAAUCAACAACAAGGAAAUAGUGCAAUGUACGCCUCUCCUACUACCACUAGCUCACUUGACCAAGAUGAUUUGCAACCACUUCAGGUAAACGUUAUUGACAGUGAUGUAGAAGGUUUGAAGGAUAAGUAA
Molecule: messenger RNA, 606 nt
Organism: Macrosiphum euphorbiae (potato aphid)
Lineage: Eukaryota; Metazoa; Arthropoda; Insecta; Hemiptera; Aphididae
Source: the annotation of a GenBank genome assembly